AUGAAGAUAAUCCUAAUAGACAGUAAUCCAAUAAUCGUCAAAUGUUGGAAAUUGCAUUACUCACACAUAGUCAAAUACAUCAGUAGGCACAACCUCCAGCUAAUAUAUCCCCAUGACUAUCAAUUUCAUAACCUCACUAUCGAAGAUAUGAUCAAGAGUCAGACCUUCACCGGAACGACAUCAGUAGUUACCCCAACAAACAGUCUAUGUUAUAUGGGUGGAGGAUUCGAUUUGUAUUUACUCAAGGGAAUGCUAUUGGGUACAAAUAUCACCAGUUAUAAGCACAUUGAGAAUAUCUUGCAGCACCACCAGAUGACCAAGCAUCACGGAUACUUAUCCCCUAAUACAAUCUACAAGAUUGACUUAGUCAAAGUGUUUGAGAAUCAGUACGACUACAAGUCAUCGACAAUAUACCAGAAUUGGAACCUUGUAGAAAUGGCCCAGUUACCCACUAUGGUUGUUCCCGAAAUGAUACAUCGAAUGACUCACAUAUUCGAUGGGUUAUGGAAUCUACUCCAUGAAUAUCAUGGCGAUGCAACAGAUAUAGACAAUUUGGUCAUACCAGGCAUAGGCACAGGAUAUGGCCAUUUAGACGAGUAUGAGCUGACUAAACUCAUGAUAUUCACUUUCUUCAUCUAUAAUCUAAAACUAGACUCUACCAGACUAGACCAACUUAGAAAAUCUUGUCUUAUUUUAUUCUUCUUUAACAAGGAUUACCAUCAUUUGAGGAAUACCAGUGAUAUUGAAGAGAUUGAAAAUUGUAUUGUCACCGGGUAUGGCAAGGAAAAGAGAAAGAACUUGAAAGAAGACACAAUUAUGGAGUUCGAAGAGUUGUUCAAGUGUGUCAAGAUAGACUAA
Spathaspora passalidarum NRRL Y-27907 is the source of this 858-nucleotide messenger RNA. RefSeq names its product putative ADP-ribose 1''-phosphate phosphatase. The transcript has a single exon. Lineage: Eukaryota; Fungi; Ascomycota; Pichiomycetes; Serinales; Debaryomycetaceae. Bases 1 to 858 code for a protein of 285 amino acids. The record is from RefSeq and is a predicted model, not a curated record.